AUGCUUUGGCCUGAUGUCUGUAAAGCCAUUAAAAACGGACCUGGUCAGAGCGGCUUCGAUAUGGGGCAGGGUGCUUUAGGGAAGCACGUGGAGGACGACGCAUCGGACGAGGUUAAUGGCACCGGACAGAGGCGUAGGGCGGAAUUCGCGAACGGAUACGAAGGGUAG
This is a messenger RNA of Protopolystoma xenopodis, 168 nucleotides long. NCBI's taxonomy places the organism in Eukaryota, Metazoa, Platyhelminthes, Monogenea, Polystomatidea, Polystomatidae. The record is from the annotation of a GenBank genome assembly.